GCUCUCCCUCCACCCGAACUAGCCCGAUUACUGCCGACGACAAUGGACGGACGGGAGGGAUGCUGGCUGCUUCUGGUUCCUCGACGACGCUCUCCCCCCACCCCGGGCCCUGGCAACCCAGAAAGACAUGGACGGGAUCGCUACUACUACUACUACUACCCAGUACAUCGCUCACGAUGACACAAAUACCUGCCCUGUCGGUGCAGAUACCCACCUGUUUGCAUGUACCUCGCGUGGGGCCGUCAAGGUUCCCAAGGGUCCCUUUUGCCUCUAUACUACGCUUGUUCUCGGCUCUGCGCAUGCAUCAUUGCCAACCCAUGUCAUGUCACGGUUGCGCGCCAGCCAACCCCUCGACUCGCUCGUCUGUGCCGAGCUUGCGACAGUACUCGUCGAGGUCCAUCGCUUCUCUCUUGACCAUUGCACAGCGCCUACAUAUCACUUUCUCGUCACCCCAUCCCAAGUCGUCCGUCUUCCUCUCCCUCGUCUACUUCCUCUAGAACCUCGGCCUCUUUUCUUCAUUCACAACGCCCUCUCCCAGAGCAAUUGCCUUCCUCUUGAGGCUUCGAAGAUACCCCCCACCAACCCAAAUUCGUACAAGACGCUUACUCUAAACGUGCCGUCUCACGGCUAGAAACUUGUGAGCAUUCCUCUUUCACGUGAAAGCACCCCUGCCACGACCCGAGGUGCUUCCGUAGACCAGCCGCUGACCGUAGAC
Colletotrichum navitas is the source of this 715-nucleotide messenger RNA. RefSeq lists its product as uncharacterized. NCBI's taxonomy places the organism in Eukaryota, Fungi, Ascomycota, Sordariomycetes, Glomerellales, Glomerellaceae. The transcript has a single exon. The coding region runs from base 128 to 631 and encodes 167 amino acids. The record is from RefSeq and is a predicted model, not a curated record.